AUGUCCAGCCAGCAUCGCACAGCACGCAAGAUGGCCGAAAUCAAGGUAGAGACGGUCGAGAAGGAAGUCGCGAAAGCUCGGGAAAAGCCAUCAGAAGCCCACCAAACAAUCCAGGAAUCGAACGACGCAGAAUCUCGAGCCAAAGCCGCGGAGACCGAGGUUGAGAAUCUCAAGCAGGAGAUUGCGGAUCUGAAGCGAGGUCUCUCAGACGAAGCUAAGUGGAAUGAAGAGCGACUCGGACUGGAAUAUGAGCGUCGUUAA
Molecule: messenger RNA, 261 nt
Organism: Lecanosticta acicola
Lineage: Eukaryota; Fungi; Ascomycota; Dothideomycetes; Mycosphaerellales; Mycosphaerellaceae
Source: the annotation of a GenBank genome assembly